AUGGAGUCCCCGCCUCAACAAUGGUCGCUCUUCUUCUCCCGCUGCCUCUCGCAGCGCAUCCGCGCCGACGUCUUCGAAGCCGCCGCCGGCCAGCUACACGCGCGGACUCCCAUUGCGGGCCAGAAGCUCGCCGGCCUGCUGCUGCGCCCGCGGACUGCCUCGACUAGCACCAUCGACCCGCUGCUCGUCGUCUAUCUCGAGCGCUUACUCGCAUUGAACCGCGUCGAUGCAGCUGACGUCCUCUUAGCGGCCUUUCGGUGGUCGCGAGAUCGGCCCUCAAAAAGUAGCGACGAGGCCCUCUCCCCCAUGGAGCGCUGGCAAAACCCGCCUGAACUGGACGAGAUCGUCUUCCACAGGUUGCACAAGGCCUUUGCGACCCCGAGCGACCGCCCGAAGACGCGGAUGGAGGCGCGCAAGGUGCUGACUGUGGUAGGCCAGUGGAUGUCGGCCAUGGUGACGGCGCACGCGGGGGAUGCGGUCGUUCAGGCCAUGACCGGGGUGCAACAGCUUCAACAGCAGUCGAUCAAUGUCCGGGAGGCGCUGGGGAUGCUGGUCAUGGGGAUCAUUGAUAAUAUGAGGAUGGUCCAGCUGCUGAACGGACCGCCGCUCAAAGGUAUGAGUGGACUUCCUACAUCAAUCAUUGCUGCACGAGACUUACAAUCUUCAGAGCUUCGAAAAGCAUUCUCUCAAUCCCUGUCUUCAUUCAUACCCUUGUUAGAGCAGACCUCUCCAACAAUUGCCAGUCGACUCGAAGAAUCUCAGAACAAGCAUGGACUUCUUAUCGACCCUAGCAACGACCUCAACGGCGGGACCGGUGAGAAUGGUAUUGCGGUUGCAACUAUCCAACUCGAAUCUCUCAUGGAUCUACCUACCAUCAACACAAGAGCUGGUCUCUACAUAUUUCUUAACUCUUUGCUUGUUGCUCGUCCGUUGACGGACGAUGUCACGAUUCUUAACUACCUGCAUGCCAGAUACAAACUUGAUACCCAAAACCUUGCGAUUGAUCUCAUUACGGCCUCUUUCGAUAUCUUAUCAAACGCUAUGUAUCGUAGCGAAUCCAACGAGAGGAUGAACUGCUUGAAAUCUUUCCUGAUUAACCGAAUACCACCGCUUGUAGCGCAACUACAAGGACCAUUGUACGGAUUGUCAACGGAAUUCUGUAUCACACGAGCAUUGAGCCACGUGGAUUUGAAUGCUUUUCCAACACCAUCUCAAGGGUUCAAUGACGGCGGCGGCAACAAUGUUCUCUCGGACGUUCGUCAAGAUUUCCUUAACGCCUGCGCUCUCCACAAUCUUAUCCCAAUAUCAAAUAUAGAGAGGCUUCUCGGUGAACGACCAAUGCAGGAACCACCGGAAGUCAAGUAUGUCAAAGAAGAUCUAUUGAAGCAAUGCAAGGAUAGCUUCGAGAAAGUCAACAUGUUUAUCGAUGAAAUUGAGAACAUGGACGGCAAUGCUGGGGCGAUCGUAUUGGCUCUUACUGAGUUCAUAUCGUAUCUUUGCGGGACCAACAUGACCCCUUAUCUCAAGUCCAUAUCUAAUCUACUGUCAAAAAAGCCGCAAGCUCUAGAUGUAAUGCUUCUAUUCACGUCUCCUGCGAGUAUACUACAGCCACUGUGCGGAUUCCUAGACAAUUGGCAGUAUGAUGGAGAUCAAGGCGAGUAUCAGCCUGUAUAUGACGAGUUCGGGGCCAUUCUGGUCCUAAUACUCGCUUUCGUGCAUCGGCAUGAACUUACAUACCAUGAUCUUGGUAUACAGCCUGGAUCUUUCGUAUCGCAAGUGCUUGAGCGCGGACAUCUCAGUAUCCCUGCAGACGAGCUUACCGAUGAGCAAAGUAGACACCUAGGCGGUUGGCUUCGAGGUCUGCUCACUGAGGACUCGGCCGCGAUAGAUGAUGUUAUGAAGUCAUGCCGGAUGCAAGAAUUCUAUCUGCUAGUGCCGACCUUGUUUAGUCAAAUCAUUUAUGCCUGUUCAGCGGAUGUGCUGUCCAUGGACAGUGUCAAAGGGGCUCUAGAAUAUCUCCUUGAGACAUUUCUAUUACCCUCACUAGUCGGCGCAUUGACUUGGAUGACAUCUCAUGCGCUUGAACAGAGCCACCAAGAUGUCGAUGUCUUGAUGCAGAUCUUCCACAAGCUCAUUCGGCCAAACUCGAUAUCCGGUGAUGCACAGACCAUGCACAGCACUAUUCUCUCCAUGGUCUCCACCCGACUAGAGAAAUGUCUACGAACUCUCCGCCGCCGAGAUCCAGCUCGCCCAGACAUCGGACCCCUCCUCGAGACCAUCAAAGGCUAUCUCCACUACGAACGCUCCUCCUAUGCAUCCAUUACUGACCUCGACCAUUGGACCAGCACCCCCGGCAACACCCUUCGCCUGGCUCUUCGCAACACCAUCCGGGACCUCAUCAUCUGGUCCUCGAAUGCAUCGAUCCACCUCUCCCCACCCAGCUACACCCACCGCCAACUCUUCACCACCUCCGCCCUCCUCGGUGCCCACAAAACCCUCCACGCCAUCCUCGACGAAGUCAAGUCUCAGACUUCCACCGGCAACGGCGCCGUGGCUCUCGACGUCGCCACUGCCCUCAUCUGCGCCCCUAGCACCCAGAAUUCUCCUCUCGAAGUUGUGUGGGUGGGUUCUCCGAUUGCAGCCAUCGCCCCCCCACACACCCGCAUCAACCUCCGCGAAAUGCUGAAAGUCGAGUACGACAACGCGGCCAGCAUCUACCUCACCAAUACCGCCACCGCAGAGACAAUCGUACGCUUACACCGUCGCGUCGAAGCGCAGCUCGCAGCUGUGGGCGCGCACGCUCUGCCUGCGCUCAACGUCGACGUGCAGCACGCGAUGCCGGAUAUCGACAUGAGCAUGAGCGCUGUCAACGACGCGGCGGCUGCGGCGGUGGGAUCUAAUAUGGCGAUGGAUCAGCAGGGGCUAGAGAGGGGGUUGGAAAGGCAUUUAGAUCUCAGCGUUGGAGGGGCAGGAGGUGGGCUGGAUCUGGGAGGCGGGGCAAUGGAUUUGGGGUUGGAUCUUGGGGGGGAUAUGGGAAUGGGGAUGGGGUUGGGUGAUGAUGAUGAUGCAUGGGGGUUGGAUUUUGAUAAUAUCGGUCUCGGCGCCGUCCUAACGCGCCUCUUCGCCGCCGAGGGCGCCAACAUCGCCAUCAACUACGUGUGCGCGCGGGAGCCUGCCGAGUCUUUGAAAGAGCAGAUUGAGAAAGAGUAUGGUGUGAAGGCUGUGGUGGUGCAAGCGGAUUGCGGGAACAUGGCGGACUGCGCGCGGUGUGUGCGCGAGGCGAUUGAGGGGUUGGGCGGGUUGGAUGUGUUGAUUGGGAAUGCGGGCUGGACCAAGUUCGGCACCUUCGGCGACCUGGACGCGCUCACGGAGGAGGAGUGGGAUAAAUGCUGGGCCGUAAACGUGAAGGGGCAGCACGCCCUCCUGAAAGCCGCAUUGCCGACGUUCAACGCAAACCCCGAUGGUGGCGCAUUCAUACUCACUGCUUCAGUCGCCGGCGUCUCCCAAGGCGGUUCCUCAAUGGCAUAUGCUGUGACCAAAGCCGCGCAGCUGCAUCUUAUGAAAUGCCUAGCGAGCACGCAGGGACCGAAAGUGCGGGUGAAUGCUGUGCUGCCUGGGUUAUUGCUGACGGAAUGGGUGCGUCCUUCCUCUUAUUCGUUCCAAAACUGGGGUAAUCGCUCACAGCCCCAGGGUCUCCAAUACUCGCCCGAAAUGAUCAAAGCGAUCGAGGACCGGGCGGCGUUGAAAAUGGCUACGGAUCUGGUAGACUGCGCGAAUGCGUUUGUAAUGCUGGCCAAGAAUUCGUCCAUGACAGGCCAGAAGAUCCAAGUUGAUGCCGGAUUGGUCAUCUCGUCUCUAUAGAGGUCCCGAGAUAUGGCGAUUGAGCCCAUUCUCGGCGCGUUCCUAGCUGUAAAAAAUUGACCGUCUGUUGGCAGUUUG
This is a messenger RNA of Mytilinidion resinicola, 3939 nucleotides long. Its product is annotated as Med5-domain-containing protein. The coding region runs from base 1 to 3861 and encodes 1286 amino acids. Gene Ontology annotation, cellular component: mediator complex. The transcript is spliced from 13 exons. Gene Ontology annotation, molecular function: transcription coregulator activity. The record is from RefSeq and is a predicted model, not a curated record. NCBI's taxonomy places the organism in Eukaryota, Fungi, Ascomycota, Dothideomycetes, Mytilinidiales, Mytilinidiaceae. Gene Ontology annotation, biological process: regulation of transcription by RNA polymerase II.